CACCACCACCACUGCCAGUCUGCGGUACCUGACCACCAUGGCGCGACCCUCUCCGAAACUCAAGAGCGUAACGCAACUGUUGUUCGCCCGCCCGGCCAGCAGAGGUUACGCCUCACAUCCGCCCAAUGCGAGACUGAAUACGCCCACGGACUACGGAACCACGCCAUUGCUGCAUCACUCCUCCAAGUCUGCCCUGUCUAAUGUCGAGCUCCCAGCCGAAGCAAGAAAUGGCACCACCAGCAGGAUAAAUCUAUUUCAAGCCAUCAACUCCGCUCUCGCCCACGCCUUACGUUCGGAUCCUCGAGUGUUGCUGUUUGGCGAAGACGUUGCCUUCGGAGGCGUGUUCCGCUGUUCCAUGAAUUUGGCCUCCGAGUUUGGAGAUGAUCGUGUGUUUAACACGCCUCUGAGCGAGCAAGGCAUCGUUGGCUUUGCUGUGGGUGCAGCCGUGGAAGGCAUGAAGCCCAUCGCCGAAAUCCAAUUUGCAGACUAUGUCUAUCCCGCGUUCGAUCAGAUAGUCAAUGAGGCUGCCAAAAUUCGGUAUCGAGCUGGCACAAAUGCAGACGCACAGUCUUGUGGCGGCCUCGUCAUUCGUAUGCCUGCGGGAGGUGUUGGACAUGGCGCCUUAUACCAUUCUCAGUCACCUGAAUCACUCUUUACCCACGUUCCCGGAGUGCGAGUCGUUAUUCCCAGGUCGCCAUCCCAAGCCAAGGGGUUGCUGCUUGCUGCAAUAGCAAGUCCUGAUCCUGUCGUUUUUCUGGAGCCAAAGAUACUGUACCGAGCCGCAGUCGAACAUGUGCCGGCGGAGCCUUAUAUGUUGCCAUUGAGCAAGGCUGAAGUGCUCAAGGAGGGUAAAGAUGUGACCAUUAUCUCGUACGGUACGCCACUGUACACGUGUCAAACGGCCAUCACUGCUGCGGAGAAAGAUUUCAACUGCUCCGUUGAACUGAUCGAUUUGAGAACCAUAUAUCCUUGGGAUCGGCAAGGAGUCGUAACUUCGGUCAACAAGACCGGGCGUUGCAUAGUUGUGCACGAAAGUAUGGUGAACGCUGGAGUGGGAGCGGAGGUGGCAGCAACGGUGCAGGAAAAGUGCUUUCUGCGGCUCGAGGCCCCCGUGCAACGCGUCGCAGGCUGGUCGACCCACGCAGGUCUCGCGUAUGAGAGGUUCAACAUACCGGAUGUCACACGAGUCUACGAUGCCAUCAGAAAGGCUUUGGAAUGGUAGAAUUGGGCGUGGCUUCGGCAUGGACCACGGCUGGUCGAAGAGCGGAAAUGAGCUGCCACUAUCUGAUGCGUUGCGACUCAGUUCCUGAUGUGGCAUGAGGAAUGGACAGUCUGAUGGCGUAUGCUCGCCCUGGAGGAUGAUAAGACCAUUGCUUUAUCAAGAAAACACUGCUCACCCAUUGCGAGCAAGACGAUUCAGCGGACAAGUCACAACAGAUGGCCGCACUUUCUAGCGAUGGCGUUGCUGCUCUUUCUAUAAGACGACGAGCGAUGUUAGACUCAUGCUGCCUUCAACAUUUGUGACCGGUGCACGUGCAUUGAUCCAUCGCCUAGUUGUUCUACACGAGCACGAGAUGCGACCAUAAUCUAGGGGCCAGACACACCCGUGGAAAGAAGUAUAUCUGAUGCGCCAACAUUUCUCUAAUUGGCAUACAUCAGAAAGUGCGCUGUAGACACUCUUGUCGGGCUCGAGAACGUAGACGAUGCUGUUGCAGUGGGAGUAUUCACGACUAAAAGGCAUACUGCACAACUGCAACAGCGGAGCGCCGCACAGUCUUACGCGAAGAGCCCAAAGUUGCACUCAUGCACAACGACAAAAAAAGCUCCGUUGCUGGAGAUCUUCUUCGCGGACUGAUUUCUGGACUUGGGUGCGGCGGGUAUGAGAGUGCUUCACAGCAGAGCAGUUGCGCGAGGUGAGGGGGUGCUUUCAGAUGGAAUGCCAAUACUGCUUUUGUUCUGUUUGUUC
Messenger RNA from Sphaerulina musiva SO2202, 1966 nucleotides. RefSeq names its product 2-oxoisovalerate dehydrogenase subunit beta mitochondrial precursor. The transcript has a single exon. Bases 38 to 1222 code for a protein of 394 amino acids. Gene Ontology annotation, molecular function: catalytic activity. NCBI's taxonomy places the organism in Eukaryota, Fungi, Ascomycota, Dothideomycetes, Mycosphaerellales, Mycosphaerellaceae. Gene Ontology annotation, biological process: response to nutrient; branched-chain amino acid catabolic process. The record is from RefSeq and is a predicted model, not a curated record.